Odobenus rosmarus divergens (Pacific walrus) is the source of this 684-nucleotide messenger RNA. Its product is annotated as signal recognition particle 19 kDa protein-like. Gene Ontology annotation, biological process: SRP-dependent cotranslational protein targeting to membrane, signal sequence recognition; SRP-dependent cotranslational protein targeting to membrane. Gene Ontology annotation, molecular function: 7S RNA binding. The transcript has a single exon. Lineage: Eukaryota; Metazoa; Chordata; Mammalia; Carnivora; Odobenidae. The record is from RefSeq and is a predicted model, not a curated record. Gene Ontology annotation, cellular component: signal recognition particle, endoplasmic reticulum targeting. Bases 11 to 445 code for a protein of 144 amino acids.
CUGGGUGAAGAUGGCUUGUGCCGCCCACUUGGUCCCGGACGAUCAGGACAGGUUCAUUUGUAUCUAUCCUGCUUAUUUAAAUAACAAGAAGACCAUCGCGGAGGGGAGGCAAAUCCCCAUAAGUAAGGCUGUUGAAAAUCCUACAGCUACUGAGAUUCAAGAUGUGUGCUCAGCAGUUGGACUUAAUGUAUUCCUUGAGAAAAAUAAAAUGUACUCUAGAGAGUGGAACCGUGAUGUUCAGUACAGGGGCAGAGUCCGGGUCCAGCUCAAACAGGAAGAUGGCAGCCUCUGUCUCAUACAGUUCCCAUCACGUAAGUCAGUAAUGUUGUAUGUAGCAGAAAUGAUACCCAAACUAAAAACAAGGACACAAAAAACAGGAGGUGGUGACCAAAGUUUUCAGCAAGGAGAGAGAAGUAAAAAAGGGAAAGGAAAGAAGAAGAAGUGACCGGAUUUGAGAGUCAAUCAAGUCUGGUACUACUGUGAUAGACAGUGAAUGAAGGCUUCUAAUUUAUAUCUCAGAGAAACGGAAGCUUAUUAUUUGCAUCAUUUAACCGAACUAUGGACAUCUCUGCCUCCCAGCUUCAGCAUCAGAGUUGACAGUGAAGUAAAUAUACAUCAGAAGUUUGCAUCUAGCUUUUAUGUAGUAUAAAAGAAAAUUUUUUUUGCCUUUCAACACAGAGUUUU